CUCAUAAUUCAACCGCUCCCAUCUUCCAGCUCGCUCCGCACCUCUCAUCCUGAUCUCAACCCCCGGUCUUGUCUUCUUCGCUGACACAGUGCCUUAAAACAAUAUUUUCGCCCUUCAGACCAUAGCCGCAAAACACCCGCAGACAGCCAUGGCCAAAACUGCAAUUGCAUACAAAGAGAAGAUGAAGGAGCUGUCUGUUUUCUCCCUCAUCUGCUCCUGCUUUUAUCCAGAGGCACGCAACAAGCUGGUCGUCUGUGAGUUCGAAGACAUGGAGGUGAAGCCAAUCAACAAGCGGGCGUCGGGCCAGGCCUUUGAGGUGAUUCUGAAGCCCCCCUCCCCGGUGUCAGAUGCGGCCCACAGCAUCGCUUCGCCCCCCAAGAGGGAAGUGUCCCUAGAGGACAUCCAGAAGAAAUUGGAGGCAGCUGAGGACCGGAGGAGGUCCCAGGAGGCCCAGGUGCUGAGGGCCCUGGCAGAGAAGAGGGAGCAUGAGAGGGAUGUGCUGCUCAAGGCCAUGGAAGAGAACAACAACUUCAGCAAAAUGGCAGAGGAGAAGCUCACCAUGAAGAUGGAGCAAAUCAAGGAGAACCGGGAGGCCCACCUGGCAGCCAUGAUGGAACGCCUGCAGGAGAAGGAGAGACACGCAGCCGUGGUGCGCAGGAACAAAGAGCUGAGGGAGGAGCUGACAGCGUGAGCCCCACCUCUCCCCAACGUCCACCAAUCACGUCCCUCCACCCAGCCUCACCCCUGGAAACUCCACAGCAGACAGCAAGCCCUGGAGUCCUGGAGGGUGGAGGACUCACUACCAACACACUACACCACCCACCCUGACCCAUCCAUACACACACACACACACACACACACACACACACACACACACACACACACACACACACACACACACACACACACACACACACACACACACACACACACACACACACACACACACACACACACACACACACACACACACUCAGUAUUAACAGUAUUUUCCAUUAGAUAAUUCAUGAAAACAUGGGUAUUAUUUUGUAAAUACUUCCUUUUUGUAUCUAUCUUGAUGGGUAGGCUAGGCUGAUUGAGCACAAACAAGUGUAUCAAAUGCACUGUGUUGUACAAUUUCAAAUGUUUCUUUUGUUAUCUAAUUAUUUAUUGGUUCUUGAAAUUUGAAUCUACAAUAAUUUCUUUGUGAAAGUCUUUUUUGGUGUUGUGAGUUGGCUGUUAGCUGACGUUUGCAUUGUUUUCUGAUGAUGUCAGUUUCUGUGUCUUUGUGAAGAAUGUUAACAGGUAGUGAACUCAGACUCCUGACAGCGCAUCCCAUUUUAUCACCUCCCACACACACACACACGCACACACACACACACGCACGCACGCACGCACGCACGCACACACACACACACACACACACACACACACACACACACACACACACACACACACACACACACACACACACACACACACACACACACACACACACACACACAAUUACACACAUGCUGUGAACUCACAUUAAAAAUCUGCCAAACUCUCGGCUUAAAAUGUCCACAUGUCCUCAAAUGAUCUUGAGGUAGCUGGAACAAGAGAGGUGAUUGGUCCUCUUUAACAAUGUGUCUCCAGAGGGAGCAGCUGUUUAUCACUUCCUCCAGACUGACCCCUGACUAUAUAUGGCAGCCUGUUCCCUAUAAAGUGCACUGCUGUUGACCAGAGUAGUGCAGAAAAAAAGGGUAUAGUGUUCCAUUUGGGAUGCAGCCCAGGUGAUUAACUUUAGCUUUACUCUAGUCUGAUAUGUCCACGGAAUCUGGAGACUUGAAUGUUAUGAUGACAUCAUAGAGCCACCAUACAUGACAUCAUAGAGCCACCAUACAUGACAUCAUAGAGCCACCAUACAUGACAUCAUAGAGCCACCAUACAUGACAUCCUGGCCAGUAGAAUGUUCUAAAGCCCCAUUUCCUUUAUCUUGACAGACUAACAUCGACACACAUAUUCACUCUAAGUCUACGUGUGUGUGUGUGUGUGUGUGUGUGUGUGUGUGUGUGUGUGUGUGUGUGUGUGUGUGUGUGUGUGUGUGUGUGUGUGUGUGUGUGUGUGUGUGUGUGUGUGUGUGUGUGUGUGUGUGUGUGUGUGUGUGUGUGUGUGUGUGUGUGUGUGUGUGUGUGUGUGUGUGUGUGUUUCAAGUGAGGUGUCAUAUCUCUCUGGUAGUUCCAUACAUAGAGAAUGGAUACUCCACAUUCAGCACACUACAAUGACUCUGUUUAAAUAUGUCACAACGAUCUGCCUGCAUCCUCCACAUGCUGACUACUACAGUACAAGUGUUCUCCCUCCAUGUGUCUCAAGCUUCACUGAAUAAAGCUUUGGGCUUCUGUCAACAUGACAUGUACCAUCUCAUUAUUUUCUGUCCUAAAGACAAGGGAACAUGUAAACUGCCAAAUAAAAGAACCAAUGACCUAAACAUGUUGAGUGGUUGAUGUUUUAGGAAUGACUGUCCUGCUGUCGAUAAGAGACGUUGAGUAGGCUACUGUAAGUGAUGUCAGUAGAACAGGGUUUCCCUAACUCGGGCCUGGGGACCGAACGUUCCCUUGGGGGCCCCGGGACCCAGUUUGAGAAACACGGAAGUAGACUAUCACCCAUUAUUUUAUUUCCUUUUCUUUUUAAAUGCUCCCGAUUGUAGCUGGUUAUUGGGACAAACAAAACAAUGUAAAUCACAUUUGUCUUAAUCUGGAUUUAUUGUGUUGAAUGUAGAGCAACAUGAGCAGAGUGGAGUUUGGUCCCACAUCAAGGCAUCAGGGACUGUUUACAGGUAUGCUGGGUUAGGUACUGUAACCCUGGGUUACUGUAGAAUACAUGGUGGGCAGCAAACCAAUCAGAGAGGAGGCAACUACUCAUCAAACACAAAAAACAUUGAAAAUGGCUAAUAAACAUAAUUCAUUAAAUGUUUAAAUGUAUAUCUGAGUAUUCUUGGAAUCUCUGAAAUAAAAUUAACUGCAUUCUCAACUUCCUUUGCAAUUUUAUCUUCUAAGAGUGGAGUUGUGUCGCGACAGAGCUCUUUCUGUGGAUCCAUGAAUGUCGCUGGUGGCAGACUGAGACAAUCCACCUGUUUCUUAUAGAAGUCCAGUUCAGUAGCAGUGAGCUCCCGUCUCCUACUGUAGAGUGUUAGAGAGGUGAAGGUCUUCUCAUCCUCAUCCCAUCUCUCCAGGGUCAGGAGACAGUCUGAGCACGUUGUCAGGAGAACCUCAGUAACAGGGCUGGGGGUCACUGAGGUCCAUGUGCUAUUGUCAUGCAGAGUAAAGUUAGAGUUGAUCCUGAAGCA
Oncorhynchus nerka (sockeye salmon) is the source of this 3307-nucleotide messenger RNA. It is a transcript of the gene stmn2a, whose product is annotated as stathmin 2a. The transcript is spliced from 5 exons. Bases 149 to 691 code for a protein of 180 amino acids. Gene Ontology annotation, cellular component: growth cone; cytoplasm; neuron projection. Gene Ontology annotation, biological process: regulation of microtubule polymerization or depolymerization; microtubule depolymerization; neuron projection development. The record is from RefSeq and is a predicted model, not a curated record. Gene Ontology annotation, molecular function: tubulin binding. Lineage: Eukaryota; Metazoa; Chordata; Actinopteri; Salmoniformes; Salmonidae.